AUGAUUCCGAACUGGUUAAAUGAUACUCCCAACAAUGGGCAUCAGCAGCAAAAUACAUCCACUCAGCAAGGAUAUGCAAGCUCAAGCCAACAAGAAGCACAACACCCGACGACAAAUAUCAUGAGCGUGUCUUCAAACCAAUCACAAAACAUUAAUCAACAGCCACAACAGAAAGCUUCAUAUAUUAGGAUAAAUCCGAAUACAACAACACCCAUCAUCAGCAAUAAUUUUAAUUAUAAUAAUUCAUCGACUCAAAAUUCGUUGAUGAAUUUAUUUUCACUACCAACCAAUCGAUCAUCCCUUUCACAACCACAACAACAACUUUCGCCACCACAACAUCACUAUUCCACAACACCCCUUUCUCAAAUUCCACAACAAAAUCUUCCCGUGAUGACAAAUACUGCAGCACUCAUGAGCCAACCACAAGCCAACAACAUUGCACCAAUCGAUUAUAGUCAGUAUCCACACAACACUAUUUCACAACAAAUACGACAACCAUUUCUUUCACCACCAACUCCACAGCAACAAUUUAUAGGUCAAGCAUCAAUUCUAGAUUCUAGUUCUACCGUUCGCGCAAGUAGCCUCCUUAUGACAUCAACCCCUGACCAAUUUCCUUUUUUAUCUCUUUCAUCUAACCUAAACAUCAGCUCAUCGACAACUUCGACAUCUUCCUCUUCCAGCGGCUCUUCAUCAUCAUAUAUGGUCCCUCCUGCUUUCCAAGACCCUAACCUUUCUAAAAAUAUCCCGAGUGUCACACAAGGUAAACACGAAACAUCAUGUUUAUUAUGCAAAAUUCGGCAUAGAAAAUGUGACUAUCUCUAUCCAUCUUGUACUCAUUGCUCUAAGGAAACUCGAACAUUUUGCCUGUAUCUGCAAGGAAAAACCCAAAAGCCAAAACAGCAUGAGGAGCGAGACCAUAAAAAUGAACUAUUCAUGAUAACAGGAGAGGAGGAAGACAAUAUCACAAAAUAUAUAACCAGAGAAAAUAUUGACACAAUUUACAAAAACGUACAUAACAAUAUUAGCAGCAUCAAGUGUGGACCUGAAAUUACGAGCAAAUUAUCUUAUUCGUUAAGCAUGAAACUUAUGGCGAAAAUUCUUCCAAAGGCAGAACGGGAUCUCCUUUCGCAAUUGCUUAAAGUUUCACUUUUUCCUCACAUAGCAAGACAAGCCAACAGAGCGGACACAGACCGUGCCAUGAUGUACAUUCUUCAAUGUCUCUGUUUGCAAAGAAUUGGAGAGAAAAAGUUGGGGAGAGAGCAAUUUGAGAAAGCCAGGUCUAAAAUGUCAGCAAUGUUUGAUCACGUUUCAGAUUUUAAAUUAAUGGCAGUAUAUGCAUUGGUUGUGGCAUACCUAGUGGGCGAAGGAGACAAACAAAAAGCAGAAUAUUAUUUGAAUCAUGUGAAAUUCUAUGUGAAAGAGUUUCAGCCUACAUCUGAAAAUGCUCAUUAUUUGCUGAGAACUGCUCUUUUUUCAGAGUCUUUUCUUCAAAGUAACAAUCAUGACCAAUUAUUAACUCAUUUCGAGAAUGUUCUACUCUUUUUCACUCCCAAAGAAGCAGCGUCAUAUAGUUUGUCUAAAGAUGCUACAGACGCUGUUUCUAAAUAUAUAGCCAGCUCAAAUGAGCAAAUGUUUUCGGUGAAAGAACCCAAAAAACCAAACCCAGAAAAAACUGAGCUAAAAAGACAAUUGUCCGAAUUGAAACAUCUUGUGGAGCAAAACAGGCAAGAAUAUCCUAUGGGAUACCACCAAUUAUUUGAUUCUCUUUCUACAAGCUCGGAAGGAAGUGAGUAUGACGAUGAGUUUACACAUACAAGCGAGAGAGAGGAACCAAAUGAAAACUUAGAAAACAAAAUCAAGCAAAUUAACAUAGCUGUAGAGAAUAUCAAAGCAAUUUUCGGAACUACAGAUUAUAUUGGCAACAUGUUCAUGACAUUUCUUUAUUCAAUUGUGAUUUUGAGAAAACAUCGAUCAUUUAAGGGCGAAAUAUCACUUGAAGCAAUCAAAUAUGCCGAUUUAAUUUCUAAAACGACACAAUACGAAGAUUUUAUUUACUCAUCCUUUCCAUGCUCUGUACCAAUUUCUCUUGCAUGUAGGGUCCAUUUGCAAUCACUCAAGAAUAUCUUGAUCACAACCUCUCUCAUUAUUGCCGAAUACGCAGAAAAAUUAGUUUCAUUUCUCAAUAUGGAUUACCAAGCAUUGAAAAUGCUUGCAAAACGAUUUCCGCUUGUGGAUCAAAAAUAUAACAAGUUGUUGCAGGAUGUACAGGUCACACUAGAGAACUUCCAGCAAAUGAAAGACAAGGAACCUUCUCGAUUUAUGUCAUUGCAACACCUCUCGCAGUACAUGAACGUUUUCUAA
Molecule: messenger RNA, 2361 nt
Organism: Naegleria lovaniensis
Lineage: Eukaryota; Heterolobosea; Eutetramitea; Acrasida; Naegleriidae
Exons: 3
Coding region: 1-2361 (786 amino acids)
Biological process (GO): regulation of DNA-templated transcription
Molecular function (GO): zinc ion binding; DNA-binding transcription factor activity, RNA polymerase II-specific
Source: RefSeq, a predicted model, not a curated record